GUUUCUUCGCGGCGGUUGUGCGUGUGUGAACUCUCACCGAUUUGAAUUUUUACUUUCAAACCGCAGCGUUCAAAAGUGAUUUAUCCGGUGGAAUUUCGGGUACGACUGGUUAACGGUGCUUCAAUUGACCGAGAAGGUAUGAAUUUAGUUUGUUUAAAGUGUUGAAAAUAGUGGAAAAGUUGAUUUUUCAUCACCGUCUGGGGGAAGCGCGGCUGCAAGUCUGAAAUCAUACAGGAAGAAAAAGCAAAACCUUGACAGGAAAUAAGAAGAAGGCGUAUUAUUUUUGUGUGGCCUCCAUUCUCAAAAAAAGUUGGCCGUUCGGUGUUUGAGCGCGCUUGAGUUGUGUUUGUGAAAAAGUUACAUCAGUGAGAUAAACCUACCGCUCCUAAAUGUCUCAGAAGUCGAAAAGAUCCGGCGUUUCGACGCCAGUGCCGGUAUCGGCCAGUACCCCGGUUCAGGGAGCUGGCAGUUCCGGAAUCCACCAUGGCCGCCCUUCGAGUCCAUUGAGCCCAACCCGGUUCAGUCGGCUGCAGGAGAAAACAGAUUUGCAGAAUCUGAACGACCGGUUGGCAUGUUACAUUGAUAGGGUCCGGUUCCUGGAGGCCGAAAACAACCGGCUUACCAUGGAAGUGCGCACCUCCCAGGAAACGGUGACCCGGGAGGUUUCCAACAUCAAGCAGAUGUACGAGCACGAGCUGUCCGACGCACGGAAAUUGCUGGACGAAACGGCCCGGGAGAAGGCCAAGCUCGAGAUCGAUGCCAAGCGGAUAUGGGAGGAGAAUGACGAUCUGAAGAAGAAACUUGAUCGCAAAACAAAGGAAGCAGCCGACUUCGAGCGAAGCGCCCGUGCCAACGAAGCCCGCGCCAAUGAGCUGUCCAGCAAGUACAACACAGCGAUGUCCGAGCGCAAGAAGGCUCAGGAUGAGCUCAAAGAGCUGGAGAAAGAAAUCGCCCGGCUACGGAAGCAGCUGGAAACCCUACGCAAGAAUCUGGAGGAGGAAACGCUGGCCCGCGUCGAUCUGGAGAACACCGUCCAGAGCCUGCGGGAGGAACUGACCUUCAAGGAUCAGGUGCACCAGCAGGAACUGACCGAGACCAAGACUCGCCGGCAGGUCGAAAUCAGCGAGAUCGAUGGCAUCCUCUCGGAGCAGUACGAAGCCAAAUUGCAGCAAACACUUCAGGAGCUGCGUGACCAGUACGACGGCCAGAUGCGUGCCAAUCGGGAUGAAAUUUCAGAUCUGUAUGAGUCUCGCCUACGUGAUCUUGAAGGCCAGCUGAAUCUGGAACGUCAACGUCACGCCGAGGAGAAGAGCAAGCUUCUGGACGAAAUCGAGCGUCUGCGUAAGGAAAUUUCGCUGCAACUGCAGGAAUACCAGGACCUUAUGGAUAUCAAAAUCUCGCUGGACAUGGAAAUUGCCGCGUACGAUCGAUUGCUCGCUUCGGAGGAGGUUCGGUUGAACAUCACACCCGGCAGUCAGUCCGCCAUCUUCCAAACGUCGACCAGCAGCAGCACCACGGGACGUUCGGCCGCCAUGCGGAGGACCCCGCAGAGAGCGGGAGCCAAGCGCAAGCGAACGGUCUUGGAGGAAUCGGAUGAGCGCAGCGUGUCGGACUACUCGGUCACUUCUUCGGCCAAGGGAGACAUCGAGAUCUCCGAAGUGGACCCGGAGGGAAAGUUCGUCAAACUGCACAACAAGUCUGCUAAGGAAGUUCAAAUCGGCGGAUGGACGCUGGUGCGCAAGGUCGGUUCCGACGAAACCGUGUUCAAGUUCCACCGAACGGUAAAGGUCGAUGGUGGUGCUUUCGUGACGGUUUGGUCCUCAGAUCUGGGCCAGACGCACGAUCCUCCGAGCACGAUCGUUAUGAAGGGUCAGAAAUGGUUCAGCGGAGACAACAUGACCACCGCGCUGCAGAAUGCUGAGGGAGAGGAAGUAGCUGCCUCGGAACGUGUAAAACGCAUCGUGUCUACUGCCGCCUCCCGCCAUCGGGAAUACCUCGGUUCUUACAGUGGAGAAGAGCUGUAUCACCAACAGGGGGAACCCAGAGGUGAAGAGAAGUGCCGCAUCAUGUGAACGUGCGAAAACUCCCAACACUUCUUGCAGCAAGAAAAAUAUUCUGCCCGUUAGCAAUUUAGUUUUUGUACACGUACAUACGCAUACACACAAACAAAACCUAUAUGUAUAAGGAACGAAUACAAACUUACAAAUACAACUACAACAACAAUAACAACGUGGCUAUCCCCCGCCAGGCUGCCGGGGGAGAUCCGGUUGAUACUUAUAUUCUCGUUUUAAACCAACUGUGUAGCCAGGAAGAAUCGGCUGUAGCUAGAUCGAGUCCGUCGUUGCCGUUCCUCACAGAUUAUAAGAAUAAGUUAUAAUAAACAAAACCAACAACAACAGUAACAGCAACAGGAUCUAUAUAUUUUACUCUAUUCGAGCAAGUGGACAACUUUGUUACAAAUAGUAAAAAUCCAUUGAACUACCAGUUGCUACGAUAAAAAAAACUGUAGGCCUUAGUAGAAAAAAUCAGGACGCCAUCACAAACUACUUAUUCUCACACUGGAGAUGAACGGAUUCCCCUGCUAGAGGAGGACUAUUCCGUCUCGUAAAACGAGCAGCACAACCACUACUGAAAGCUAUAACUAAUUAAACAUUGUCUACCGUCUUCUUAACAACAAAUGAUUCAUGUAGCAUUAAGGUUUAAACAGAAAUGGAUCGAAGUAUAGCCUACAGCGCAUACUUAACACGAUAUGAAGUCGUCCUAUUAAUGCAGUAGAGAUUUAACCUAUGUAUUUAAUCAGGAAAUCAAUCAAUCACUAGAUGAUGUCCUAAGCUGAGGGAAUGUCAUUUUUCAUUGCCAUAUUUUUUUUUACAUUUUUUUCUAAAUUAAUUAUAUUUUCGUUUCUUUCCGGUUUAGUUUAAAUUGGCUUGAACAAAAAGUUUUGAUUUGUUUUUAGUUUACCUCAAGUUGUCAGAAUUUAUUUUCAAAGAAAAAAAGAAGUCUUUGGACCUUGUUGGACGAGAAAAAUCAAAACGUUUACCAUUUUCUCUUAAAAUCUAUCGAUUCACAUGUUGGAAACAAUUUCCAAGUUAAAGUGGCUUUUUCGAGCGUAAGUUUGUUGAUAUUUCACUCGUGAACUUUUUCAUUAUUAAAAGCUGUUAGUCCUAACUAAUAAUGUAGCCUGCCAGUGUUGAAAGAUGUGCAUUUGUAUUUUACUUCCUUUUCAUUAAUUGACAAUUUAUAAAACUUAAACUGAAUACAAAAAAAGGACAAAUCGAAUUAAAAGAAAAAUGUUAAUUUAGCAUGAAAAACUCCACCCGAAACAAGAUUUGUUGUUAAAUUUUGUCAGUCAUCCAUAUAAGUAUAAAUGAAUGUUCGUCAUAUUUUGUCGUUAGAAUAAAACUAACCGUCUUUACUUACACACUUUUGGAGAGAGAACAACAAAAAAAUGGUGUCAUCAGAAUAAAUUUCAUCUUUUCUAAUCAGUUAAUUAAAAAUCGGUUUAGGUACGUUAACUUGGUUUACCAUAUCUAACACAAAUCGACACAUAACAAAAGCAGAGAAAAAAAUCAUUCAAAUCGAAUUCUAACCCAGUCAACGAUACUUUUCGUUAGUAGGGAAUAUUUUGUUCAAAAGGAAUCAUGUAAGAAAGAUUUUUAAAUAAACAUAAAAGAACAACA
This is a messenger RNA of Uranotaenia lowii, 3680 nucleotides long. RefSeq names its product lamin Dm0-like. The transcript has 6 exons. Bases 390 to 2072 code for a protein of 560 amino acids. NCBI's taxonomy places the organism in Eukaryota, Metazoa, Arthropoda, Insecta, Diptera, Culicidae. The record is from RefSeq and is a predicted model, not a curated record.